CGGGUUGUUGCCAGUUCCUGGGCCUUAGCAACUCUGUGCCCCGCGAGUUUGCUGCAAUCGCUGCGAUCGAGCAAGAUGCCGUUGUACGAACCAAACGUGCCAGUCAAGAAAGCAACCUUAGCAUUAGCAUGAUUCUGGUUCCCCGAGGCGCAGUACGGCUGCGCCCGGGGGUUGUCCGUACCCGUGUCGGGUACACUGGUGGAACUACGAAGGACCCAACUUAUCGGAACCUUGGUGACCAUACAGAGACUGUUCAGCUCGACUAUGAUCCUACCAAGACAGACUACAAGACUCUUCUGGACAUGUUUUGGGGAUUUCAUGACCCAACUGCCUGCCACAAGCGACAAUAUAUGUCUGCUAUUUUUUACCAUGACAAGGAACAGAAAGCUGCUGCUGAGGAGAGCUUGAAGCAACAGCAGAAAAAGAUAGGCAAGCCAGUUGCUACGAAGAUCAUGGCUGCUGGAACAUUUUAUGAUGCUGAAGAUUACCACCAGAAGUACCUGCUUCGACGCAAUGCUGCACUUUGUGAAAGCCUGAAGAAAGCAGGUCUGAAGAAUUUCAAGGAGAGUCAUGUUGCGGCUCGGUUGAAUGGCUACUGCUGUGGCGGUGGCAGCCUGGCUAAUUUUGAAGCGGAGCGUGAAAAGCUAGGACUCACAGACGUGCAGGCUGUACUGGUUCGACAGUGCAUGAGGUCAUAGCCAGAAUGCUUCACAAAUAUGAUGUGGUGCCUCAUUUUCCUUAACAUACGCUAAAAUUGUGUUACUCUGGCACCUAUGCUGCCCUUUGCUUGUCAGGAUUGUAAUGCAGGCAGUGCACUUAUGACAUUCAUCGAGGCAAGGCAUCUGUCUCUCGUUGAAUUGAGGUUUGAUGUUGGCUGCAGUACCCUGUGAGCUUUGUGGUGGGACUUGCAAUAAAGGUGUUCCCUCCU
Molecule: messenger RNA, 928 nt
Organism: Rhipicephalus sanguineus (brown dog tick)
Lineage: Eukaryota; Metazoa; Arthropoda; Arachnida; Ixodida; Ixodidae
Product: peptide methionine sulfoxide reductase
Exons: 4
Coding region: 129-698 (189 amino acids)
Molecular function (GO): peptide-methionine (S)-S-oxide reductase activity
Source: RefSeq, a predicted model, not a curated record